Daldinia vernicosa is the source of this 2589-nucleotide messenger RNA. Its product is annotated as glycoside hydrolase family 36 protein. The coding region runs from base 1 to 2589 and encodes 862 amino acids. The transcript is spliced from 5 exons. The record is from RefSeq and is a predicted model, not a curated record. NCBI's taxonomy places the organism in Eukaryota, Fungi, Ascomycota, Sordariomycetes, Xylariales, Hypoxylaceae.
AUGGAACCAACCAUAUCAAGCUAUCCACCUCUUGGACAGGUCACUCAGUUCAAAGACAAUACGUUCCAACUUCUUGCUCUAUUAGAAGUAGACAGUAGCUGUGCGGAAGAUCCUUGGGAGGUUGCCGUCUGGUAUUCUUCUUCCGGUGCCGACUGGACGGAGAAGCUAUUAUCACCCAUUUCCGUCAACAAUUCUCCCUCAGCACUUCAAACUGUUAGACAUUCGCAUACUCUUCUGUACUUUGGAACGCCGUUUAUUGUAUCAUCAUCCCUAAAAUUCACUUUGAAGUUUCGCAAUGGCCGUAAUCAACCUUGGAGGUGGUCUCGCAAAGUCUCAGGGAUAUACGAUGGGAUCGUCUUGAUUAGCCCAACAUCCCCAAAUAAUGAAAUGGACACGAAUCUCUCUAAAAUAAUUCACGGGCUUAAUCCUGAGCUAACGGUCACGGCUGCAGAGAGUCAAACCCCCAAUACCCAAAUCUGGACUGUAAGCGCAAGCGUGGAUCCGGCCGGUGAUGACCGUUCUGCAUACGCCGAUGUGGAGCUCGGGACUCCGUGGGGUGGUGCUCUGCGAUAUUUUGCUCUAGUUCGGCACGGGUCGCCCUGGCUAGGUCCUAGACACGGUAGAAAGUCAUUUAAAUUAGACAAGGAUGCUGUGAUUUGCUCCUUUCUAAGUCAUCAAGGAAAGCAUCUUGUCCUGCUAGCAGUUAGUGGAGUUGGCGAUGUAAGCACGCUCCUCCGCAGCUCAGAUACAGGUUCCGUAAGGUUGCAUAUACGAAGUGACAACGAAGCUCAAUCAACUGGUCUGGUUUUGGCUUCUGUUGGCGAUGAUUUUGAGAGUGCGGUAGCAGCCGUCAUGUACCACGCUCGAGCCGUUAUCGUCGCCACAGGAAAUAACAAAGAUGAGUUUACUAAGGAGAUCCAGAGCUUGACGAGUGACAUCAAGCCGGAAUGGUAUGAAAAUUGGUAUGAUGGAUUGGGAUACUGUACUUGGAAUGCUCUGGGUCAACAUCUGACAGAUGAGAAAAUAAUACAUGCCGUCGGAGCACUAGCAAAAGACGGUAUCAAUAUCAGCAGCCUCAUCAUAGACGAUAACUGGCAAGAUAUUGAUUACCAGGGCCAAGAUCAAUACCAACAUGGUUGGAAGGGAUUCGAAGCUGAGCCAAACGCGUUCCCCAACGGGCUCAAAGACACAGUAUCGCUCAUCCGCUCCAAGCAUCCAAGUAUCCAACACGUCGCCGUCUGGCAUGCUUUACUUGGUUACUGGGGAGGGAUUUCAAGCACUGGUGACCUCGCCCAGACUUAUAAGACAGUACAAAUUGAUCGUGCUGAUUCCAACCUCAACAGUCCCAUGACUGUUAUCGCAAAAGAAGACGUCGGUAAAUUUUAUAACGACUUUUAUCACUUCUUAUCAGACUGUGGGAUCGAUGGCGUCAAAACGGACGUGCAGUAUAUGAUAGAUACCUGGGUCUCGGCUAAACAGCGUCGAGAGCUUACCGAGACAUACCUUGAUAGUUGGAUAAUAUCGGCCUUGAGGUAUUUCAGCAUUAAAGCCAUAUCGUGUAUGUCGCAAGCGCCGCAACUCUUAUUCCUUCAGCAACUGCCGCACAACAGACCAGCUAUGCUCGCGCGUAACUCUGACGACUUCUAUCCCGACAUCCCGGAUUCACAUCCAUGGCAUCUCUUCGCGAACGCCCAUAACGCCUUGCUUACCCAGCAUCUAAACAUCUUACCAGAUUGGGAUAUGUUUCAGACUGAUCAUGAGUUUGCGGGUUUCCACGCUGCUGCGCGGUGUCUCAGUGGUGGGCCGAUCUAUAUAACCGAUGCUCCUGGAAAACACAAUAUCGAUCUCAUUGCUGAGAUGACAGGACCAACGCCUCGAGGUAAGACCGUCAUUUUCAGACCGAGCGUAGUGGGUAGAAGCAUCGACGCGUAUACUAGUUACGAUGAGCCUGCAAUCCUCAAAAUUGGGAGUUACCACGGCCGAGCUGUGACUGGGACACCGCUACUAGGCGUCUUCAACAUAUCGCGGCGGGCAAUAAGGGAGCUCAUCCCUCUCACGAGUUUUCCGGGCGUGUCUUCGUCAAAUCCAUACAUCGUGCGUGCUCACCGCAGUGGUCUCGUAACAUCCGUUGUAGAACCCGGCUCUGCUGCCGCCAUCCUUGCGGUAUCGUUAGACGUCCGGGACUACGACAUUUUUACCGCCUUCCCCAUAACACAGUUUGACAGCGAGACUAACGGUAGGAUUCACUUCGCAAAUUUAGGCCUUGUUGGGAAGAUGACGGGUGCCGCCGCUAUCACCACAAGCCAGUCUGAGCUACUACAUACCGGCAGGGUAUUCUUGGACACACGGCUCAAAGCCUUGGGAAUUCUUGGGGUGUAUAUCUCAAGUCUCCCUGACAUGUCGAUCGAACGGGAUUUCAUGGUUACUGUUCAAGGUCAACCAAUUCCGCCUCAUACAGUUACUGUUAAUAAGACCGACAGCCAUGUGUUGGAAAUUGAUAUCGAAACGGCGUGGAAUGAGAUGGGUCUAACAGCUGGUUGGAGCAAUGAAGUCGAAGUCAAGGUUUACUUCGAUAUCGAACAUCCCUGA